This is a messenger RNA of Betta splendens (Siamese fighting fish), 1559 nucleotides long. RefSeq names its product leukocyte immunoglobulin-like receptor subfamily A member 4. Lineage: Eukaryota; Metazoa; Chordata; Actinopteri; Anabantiformes; Osphronemidae. Gene Ontology annotation, biological process: cell surface receptor signaling pathway. The record is from RefSeq and is a predicted model, not a curated record. Gene Ontology annotation, molecular function: transmembrane signaling receptor activity. The transcript has 3 exons. The coding region runs from base 735 to 1559 and encodes 274 amino acids.
CUGAGACCUAAGACCUAACCUAGGACGUAAUACAGUACAUCUUUUUCUUCCCUUAAAUUAGGUUUCGCAGCAUUGGUACAGUCUUUAAAAUAUAUCGUCAAAUCAACAUCCAAACAUCAAGUCCAAUCAAAGUAAAAGCUUCUCUUAUGCUAAUGCUUCUUGUCUUCUUGCUGUGUGUUUGUCAUGAACAGUUUCUUAUAGAGUCUCUGCAACCACAAAACCCAGCUGGACUCAGAGUGUCACUGUUGAAGAGAGUGGUGAGUUAAACAUGUUCUAAAAAAGAAAAAAAAACAUGUUAAAAAUGUAUCAGCGCUGAAGAAAAUACACAUCUUGAAUGCAACAAUGCAUGUUUCCUAAAAAAUAUUAAAUUAGUAAAAAUGACAUCUUCUGCUUAACUACCAAUUGUGUUUAUUGUGAACAGUUUCCCCUAGAGUUUCUUUAAGCACAAAACCCAGCUGGACUCAGUCAUUCAUUAAUGAGAACACAACGAAUAAUGCCACUGCUGGAGUAACUGGUGAGUUUAACAUGUUCUAAAAAAUAAAAAAAAAACAUGUUAAAAAUGUAUCAGCACUGAAGAAAAUACACAUCUUGAUUGCAACAAUAAAUAUUUCGUCACUAAGAAAUAAUAAAAUAGUAAAUGACAAUUCUGAUUAAUUCUACUUAACUACCAAUUGUGUUUAUUUUGAACAGUUUCCCCUAGAGCGUCUGUGACCAAACAACCCAGCUGGACUCAGAUGUUCAGUGGUGAGAGCAUCACUCUCACAUGUGAGAUCCAUGGAGGUGGAGACACUCAGUGGGCGUAUGAAUGGACAACAACCAGCUCAAACCAACCUGCUAAUAAAACUGGUAAAGUGUUGAGGAUCAGCAGAGCUGAUGUGAAUGACAGUGGAAACUACUGGUGCAUGGGUAGAAGAAACUAUGAGUCAACACAGUGGAGUGACUCCAUCACACUGACAGUAACAUAUAAACCCAGAGCCUCACUGACAUCAGACAACACAGUCAUAGCAGCAGGAGGGAGCGUGACACUGAGCUGCUCUGUGGACGGUUCUGAUGGAUGGAAAUACGACUGGUUCAGAUCAGAAACUCUGAUCAGAACAAACACUGAAUCUAGUACCAGAAUCACAGAUGGAGGCAACUAUUACUGCAGAGGAGGAAGAGGAACCCCAGUUUACUACACACAGAACAGUGUCUCAGUCACUGUUGAGGAAACAGUUUCCAACAAGGCUGCUGUAAAAAGGCAGCAUGACUGGCCUGAGAUAUUCAAAGGAGAGGAGAUCACUCUGACAUGUGAGAUCCAGGCUGGAGACACUGAGUGGGAAUAUGAAUGGACCCGAGGCAACUUAAGAAGAACUCCAGAUGGGAGUAAAGUCUGGGUUUUCACUGCUUCUGGUUCCAGUAGUGGAGACUACAAGUGUAGGGGUCGACAGAAAACCAACAGUUAUUCCUUCACAGCAUGGAGUGAUCCUCUACGUUUGAUAGUAACAGGUGAGUUUGAUUCAUUCAUUGUUACAUUUGUAAUGAUUCAUUAUUACAUACAGGACAACUUUAACAAUCAUUGA